This is a messenger RNA of Medioppia subpectinata, 348 nucleotides long. Lineage: Eukaryota; Metazoa; Arthropoda; Arachnida; Sarcoptiformes; Oppiidae. The record is from the annotation of a GenBank genome assembly.
GGUGGUGCAGUCGCCAGAAGUGGAAGCGAUAUAAAAGAUAUGCUUCUUCGGUGGUCGAGGGCUAAGACUAAGGAAUACGAGAAUGUCCAGAUCGAGAAUUUCUCUGGCAGUUGGGCUAAUGGUCUGGCAUUUGCGGCACUAAUCCAUCAUUUCUUUCCCGACGCCUAUGACUACAAAGAGUUGGAUUCAAAGAACAGACGGCGAAACUUUGAACUCGCCUUCAAAACUGCUGAAGAAAAGGCUGACGUUUAUCCUCUGAUAGAAGUGGACGACAUGUUGCUUAUGAAGGAUAAGCCCGACUGGAAGUGUGUCUUCACUUACGUUCAGGGAAUAUACAGAAAACUUCAC